CACAAACGUAAGAGAAUCGCUUUCCAGGAAAGUCACUACGUGAUCAAGCCAUCACUACCCCUACUAAAUGCCAUAAUAUGGAGCCAAUUCGGUCUGCAGUUGGCGUCCCUGACGUGCCCGUCAAGAGACCACCCGAGGACGAGGAGCCAUUCGAUCCCAGCAGGGCCCCUCCGAAGCGACAGACGAUGCAGCCCCCGCUUGCCAAUGGACAGAACGGCGCACUUGACGCCCCUCCCUCUGAAGCGGCAGAACAUCAAUUGGCUGGCAAGACGCCGGACGAGCUUGUCACGAUCAUCAUGUCGAUGCGCUACGCUCACGACCAGCAUAUCACCGAGCUCCAGAACCGAUACGAGGCCGUCAGCCGUCAGUUGGAGCAGCUCACCCAUACCCUGAACGGCCAUUUUGCCUCGCAGAUCUCGGCGCUCCAGUCUGUCCAACAGAGUGUGGCCUCGAUCUCGGUCCCGGGACAAACCACACCAUUCUCUUCCACGGUUGCCACAGCCCCCAAUGCCUCCAACAGGGGCCUCACAAUUCCGCCAACGAACCCGUCAUUGUCGGCUGGACGACAAUCGCCUGUUCCCUCGAUCGUGGCCGGCCCGCCAUCUACACCUACUGCAAACAACCUGAGAGCCACGUCGACUCCCCGCAGCGCGCGCUUCGAGACCCCAUCUGCUGCCAACUUCACUCCUACGCGGACCGCCAUGAGCGCUUCCGUCGAGCCACAAGACAAGAGAGACCUCAAGAUUACGCAGUCCGACAGCCCGAAUCAGCCUCCCACCGUCGAGAUAAGCCACCUCGACACCGCCGCAGAGGCCUGGGAGGAGUUCCGCUACGGGCGCAACGGAAACCCGUCACUUGAGACCCUCGACGCGAUCUGGGGCCCUAGGUGGCGCCAGGACUUCAAGCUGAGAGAGUUCUACAAGCGGCGCAAGGCCAUCGCCGACAAGAUCAAGCAGUAUCUGGCGGACGGGAUCGACGAGCAGAGCGCUGUCCGGGCGCUGGACACGCAGCGUGGCAAGAGGAAACUCAACUGGUUGUCUCUCCGCAUCUUGGACGAGCGCAAGGCGCAGAAGGAGCAGUACAAGGAGGCACAGAAGGCUGCGCUCGUUAACAAGGCGGCCCUGGAGAACCUUGGUACUGCGCCAGCUGCGGCGGCUGGUGCCAAUAUGUCUUCCGCCCAGACUCAGCAUACCGGGACGCUGUAGAAAGUCGCUGGUUUCGGGUUGCGGUGAGCAACCAACGUGCCUUCUUCGGGAUUCGGUUCUUUCUUUUUUGGCGCUGGAGUUUGGAGCUUCACGAUUCAUGAUACCCUAGUCAUUAGAGGUCAGCUUUUACUUGCAAUGGACCUCAUUGAUUUCAUCCCCAAUAUGGGAUACUACAACAGGUUCAGUUAAAUUUUCCUGCUUACAUGGCAUUGUAAUUUCUUGUUUGUACCUUAUUCGCUGCUCUUAUAAGAUCUUGCCACUGAGCAGAGGUCGAUGCCUGUCCUGUCUCAUUUGAACUGGUUGCCUUAGGGGAGCCCACCCAUACCGAUGAGCUUGGUUUAACCCUACAUUUCUCUAGCAACGCCAGCAGUUCUGGGCGCAUUCUCUAUCAGAGCUAUGUCCCGGCUGGCAUCCUAGAAUUUGAACAUCACGGCCGGGUCCAAAGGCUCCGC
Diaporthe batatas is the source of this 1657-nucleotide messenger RNA. RefSeq lists its product as uncharacterized. The record is from RefSeq and is a predicted model, not a curated record. Bases 78 to 1205 code for a protein of 375 amino acids. Gene Ontology annotation, biological process: positive regulation of ribosomal protein gene transcription by RNA polymerase II. The transcript is spliced from 2 exons. Lineage: Eukaryota; Fungi; Ascomycota; Sordariomycetes; Diaporthales; Diaporthaceae. Gene Ontology annotation, molecular function: DNA-binding transcription factor activity, RNA polymerase II-specific; RNA polymerase II cis-regulatory region sequence-specific DNA binding.